AGCAAAUCUUCUCUUAAGUGGACUUACAUCCAAUCCAGUAGCUUCGUUUCGUUGUACAGAACAUGUCAGAAGCUGAGCGUCCCAAGGUCGGUGUUGGUGUCGUCAUUCACGAUGGUGCGGGCAACAUCAUCAUGGGCGAAAGAGCUGGAAGUCACGGCGCGGGUACCUUACAAUGUCCGGGCGGGCAUCUCGAGUACGGCGAGUCCUUUGCUGAAACAGCAGCAAGAGAAACUUUAGAAGAGACGGGUCUUAAGAUCGGAAACAUCAAGUUCCUAGUCGCUACGAAUGAUGUGUUCGGGGAAGGAAAGCACUACGUGACCAUCUUCGUGACUGCGGAGAUCACGGGAGAGAUCAAGGUUGCUCAGCCAAUGGAGCCGCACAAGUGUGCGAAGUGGGAGUGGAUACCAUGGAGUCAAAUGUGGGCGUGGGCGGGCGAGCAAGCCGAAGCCGAAAAGAACGGCACAGAGAUCAAGAAGCGUUUGUUCCUGCCGUUAGUCAAUCUGUGGAGAGAAUAUCCGGAGUUGAAGAAUGCGCUGGAUGGCAGAUAAUACAAAGUAGUAUGCGUGCGACGACGGAAUAGAACCACCUAUGCUCGACUCCAGCCUCUCUCCGUCGCACCUCUCCUAAUCUCGCGCCGUCAACCCCGCAUCUACUUCAUCCUCUGUAACCUUGACACAAAUCGAGCAGUUACAACUACAAUAUAUCCCAAGAUCACGACAUUCUGUACUCUGUGCCUCCCGACAUGCCGUACCUGCGGCAU
Didymella exigua CBS 183.55 is the source of this 760-nucleotide messenger RNA. RefSeq lists its product as uncharacterized. Gene Ontology annotation, biological process: dGTP catabolic process. The record is from RefSeq and is a predicted model, not a curated record. Gene Ontology annotation, molecular function: 8-oxo-7,8-dihydrodeoxyguanosine triphosphate pyrophosphatase activity. NCBI's taxonomy places the organism in Eukaryota, Fungi, Ascomycota, Dothideomycetes, Pleosporales, Didymellaceae. The coding region runs from base 63 to 548 and encodes 161 amino acids. The transcript is spliced from 3 exons. Gene Ontology annotation, cellular component: cytosol.